CCCAUGGCAGACCAUACACACUACGGAGCAGACUUUCCAACAUGGCGUCAAGAAGCGCAGGGCAAACGCACUUAACACAAGACAUGGAGGGAGACGAAGCGGGGACUGAUGAGAGAGAAAUGGAUUCAGAAGAGGAGGGAGAAGAGGCUAUGGGAGAGGAAACUUCAGACGACGAGGCUGAUUCAUCUGAGGACGAGAAAGAGAACGAGGCCGAAAUCCAGCGACUGGAGGAGCAGUUAUCAAUCAAUGCAUUUGACUACAACUGCCAUGUGGAUCUAAUCAAGCUAUUGAAGCAAGAAGGUGAGCUUCUGCGUUUGCGAAAAGCAAGGCAGAAGAUGAGUGAACUUUUCCCGCUCACUGAAGAGAUAUGGCUUGAUUGGCUUAAAGAUGAGAUUCGUUUAACAGAAGAGGAAUCAAACAGAGAAAAAGUGUAUGAGAUCUUCGAGAGGGCUGUCAAAGAUUAUAUAUGUCCAGAUAUUUGGCUUGAAUAUGCUCAGUACUCUAUUGGUGGUAUGGCAUUACCUGGUGGGAUUGACAAGGUGAGGGCAGUUUUUGAAAGAGCUUUGACAGCAGUUGGGCUCCACGUGACCAAAGGACAGAUGGUGUGGGAGGCAUACAGGGAGUUUGAGAAUGUCAUUCUGACAACAGUACAGCCUCCUCCUGGAAAAAUACCCAGCCAUCAGGAACAGGAGUUACUAAACGCUCAGCUAGAGCGCAUCCACAUGUUGUUUCGUCGGCAGCUAGCUGUGCCUUUAAUGGACAUGGAAGCAACCUAUGCUGAAUAUGAAGAAUGGGCUGAUGGUGUCCGUGAAACAGUUCAGCUUCAAUACAAAAAGGCUCUGCAGCUGAUGGAGAAGUGUAAAGCUUUUGAAGAGGCGCUGAUGGUAGCAGAACCACCUAAGCUGGCAGAGUAUCAAGCUUACAUAGACUAUGAAAUGAAGGAGGGUGACCCAGCACGCAUUCAAAUGAUUUUUGAGCGCACUUUGGCAGAGAACUGCCUGGUUCCAGACAUGUGGGCAAAAUACACUGCAUACUUGGAUCGCCAGUUGAAGAUCAAAGACUUAGUUCUUUCCACCCAUGAGCGUGCUGUUCGAAAUUGCCCUUGGACAAUGGGUUUAUGGAAAGGUUAUAUAUUGGCUCUGGAGAGGCAUUGUGCUGAUCACCAAACUGUGUUAGAUGUUUUUGAGAAGGCCCUGAAUGCAGGAUUCAUACAAGCUACUGAUUAUGUGGAGAUUUGGCAGGCAUACCUUGACUAUUUGAGAAGACGUGUUGAUUUCAGUAAAGGUAGCUUUUUCUUAGUCACAAAUGUCUUGGUAAAACUGCUGUAUAACAUCUUUGUAUUUGGGGUUUCAGAAUCUAGCAAAGAGUUGGAAGAGUUACGGUCAACUUUUACAAGGUCACUUGACUAUAUGAAACAAGAUGUUGAAGAACGGUUUGGUGAAAGUGGAGAUCCCUCGUGCAUUAUAAUGCAAAUCUGGGCUAGGAUAGAGGCCCUUCAUUGCAAAAAUAUGCAAAAAGCCAGAGAGCUUUGGGAUAACAUUAUGACAAAAGGAAAUGCCAAAUAUGCCAACAUGUGGCUGGAGUACUACAAUCUUGAAAGAUCUUAUGGUGAUACUGUUCAUUGCCGCAAGGCCCUUCACAGAGCUGUCCAGUGCACUUCAGACUACCCUGAGCAUGUAUGUGAAGUACUGCUCACUUUUGAACGGAUUGAAGGGUCUUUGGAGGACUGGGAUGUAGCCGUACAAAAGACAGAGACCAAGCUAAAUAGGAUAAAUGAGCAACGUGUAAAGGUGGCUGAAAAAGAAGCUAAUAUUGCUCGACUGGAAGAAGAGAGAACACAGCAGCGACGGAAAGCAAAAGCUGAAAAGAAGGCACAGAAAAAAAUCCAAAAAGGAGUUUGUGUCGGAGAGAAGAGGAAGGUUGAGCAAGAUGAUUAUGCUAAUGAAUGGAAUGAAGACUUGGAACAAGGCCCCAAAAGGCACAAGGGAAACGGUGACCAGAUGAGUGAGGAGUUGAUGGAAACUGAGACAGGACUCUUUGGGAAGACUGCUCCUCCUGGCUUUAAGAAAGUUUCACGGGGGACCAAAACAGAAGGUGCAAUGGCUACUGCUCAAAGAGAGCACCAACCUGAAUUGCGUAAUGACAACUGCAGUAUAUUCAUCAGUAACUUGGCAUAUACACUGGAGGAGCCAGAGGCUAAACUCAGGAUAGUGUUUGACUCCUGUGGUCCCAUUAAGCAAAUACGUCCAGUUUUCAACAAUAAGGGGGGCUUCAAAGGAUAUGGAUAUGUACAGUUUGAAUCUCAAGUGUCUGUACCUGAAGCACUUAAACUAGAUAGGAAAGAAGUGGAAGGCCGACCUAUGUUCGUAUCCCCCUGUGUUGACAAAAGUAAAAACCCAGACUUUAAGGUCUUCAAAUAUAACACAUCAAUGGAAAAACAUAAAAUAUUUAUUUCUGGGCUGCCAUUCUCUUGCACUAAAAAACUACUGGAGGAAAUCUGCCAAAGUCACGGGAGUGUCAAAGAAGUCCGUCUAGUAACCUAUCGCUCAGGAAAACCAAAGGGACUAGCAUAUGUUGAGUUUGCAAAUGAAAGCCAGGCUUCCCAGGCAGUUCUAAAACUGGAUGGCAUGGAAGUCGAAGGCAACAGAAUUUCUGUUGCCAUUAGUAACCCUCCUCGCAGAAAUGCUAUGGACAAGCCUAGUUCCAGUCGUCUGUCCACAGACAUGAUGCCUCGUCAGUUUCAUGGAUCGAGGGGUAAAGGACGAACUCAGCUUUCAUUACUUCCACGUUCCCUAAAUCGUCAAAGUGGGUCUGAGAACAAAGUGGAGAAUGGGACUUCAGCACAGUCCGCUGCAGCAACAAACACGGCCACUGAUACAAAACCUUUGUCCAAUGCAGACUUUGCCAGAAUGCUUCUCAAUAAAUGACAUGAGUCAUCUUGAAAGCCAUCCUGUGUCCUUAGAUUAGCAUUUGAGUAGUUCUGUAAUUGGCACCCACCUUCCCUUUAAUACAGUAGUAGAUUAUAAUCUACUGCAAAUUGCCUUAAUUGCUGACAGCAUCCUCUAAAUUACAACUGUGUUAAGUUUGUUGUGUAUUGCUGUGAAAAUUUUAACUGUAUUAUAUUUCAAGUGUAAAUAAUAUUGUAACUAAAAUUCUGUCUUUUUGUGUUGUGAAAGAGAGUUGUCAGAAACCGUUAAGUAUAUUUUUAAACCUUCAA
Molecule: messenger RNA, 3217 nt
Organism: Boleophthalmus pectinirostris (great blue-spotted mudskipper)
Lineage: Eukaryota; Metazoa; Chordata; Actinopteri; Gobiiformes; Gobiidae
Gene: sart3
Product: spliceosome associated factor 3, U4/U6 recycling protein
Exons: 18
Coding region: 42-2927 (961 amino acids)
Biological process (GO): RNA processing
Molecular function (GO): RNA binding; protein binding
Source: RefSeq, a predicted model, not a curated record